Molecule: messenger RNA, 1687 nt
Organism: Diospyros lotus (date-plum)
Lineage: Eukaryota; Viridiplantae; Streptophyta; Magnoliopsida; Ericales; Ebenaceae
Product: protein GAMETE CELL DEFECTIVE 1, mitochondrial
Exons: 3
Coding region: 99-1040 (313 amino acids)
Source: RefSeq, a predicted model, not a curated record
UCACUCAUUUUGAGAUUUCGUUUCAUGCGAGCUUGCGAAGAGCGAGGCCUAUCGAUCAGUACGCGUUUGGUUUGGAGCUUAGGAUCAGCUCCAAGACGAUGAAUUCAACAAUGCGUAGAUUUUCCUCUGUGAUCGGGAGACCUCUCUUCGAUCGGACCAUCACCCAGCUCCGUCCACUCUCCACCAAAUCCACCGGAGGCCGCACCGCCAAGAACGGCGACGACGAGUGGAACGAAGCAUGGGAAUCCGCCUGGCUGCCGGAAGACGUCUCUGGCAAGAGCAGGGCCCCAUGGGAAACCGACGUCAACUUCUCCUUGUCCCAGAACGCUUCUACGGCCGCCCCUUUUGUCCUCCCGUCGGAUGCCGACGCCGAGGCGAAGGCGUUCGUCGAGGACAUGACUGACAAUUGGGACCAGAGAAGAAAUAGCUCGAAGAGCCAGCAACAGAAGCAGCAGGCGCAGAUGGAGAAGAAAGAUGGUACUUCACUGUAUAGUUUGGAGAAUUUAAAGAAGGAUUAUAGGCUGAAGAAGCAGCGAGUUCAUGCCGGGUUAUGGGUGAAGGAGAUUGAGAAGCUAGAGGAGGCCAAGCUGAGGGAUCCCAUUGGCGGCGCUAAUGAUAUAGAGAGAUUGCUCGAUAGCUGCUCUGAGAUUUUUGAUUCUCCCACUGACUUGAACAACUUAAAGAUCCCAAGUUCCUCUGAGUUAAAAAACAAGCCUGAUGGUUGGGAAACAACAAGUAAUGCUCAAGAUGGGAGUGUCUGGGAGAUGUCACAAAGAGAAGAAGACAUCCUCCUCCAAGAAUUUGAGCGUCGAAUUGCAUUUUGCAAGUUCCAGAUUGCAAGUUUUAUCAAGACUCAUAUUUUCAGUCGAAGGAGACCAAUUGAUGGAUGGAAAUAUAUGAUAGAGGAGAUAGGGCCCAAUGCCAAGAGAGGGAAAGGCAGUGUUACAAGGUUACCCAGUUUGGCUGAUGAAUCAACUCAACCAUUCAGGGAAGAGAAGGCACCUACACGAAGCAGUGGCACCUCCUACACAGGGAGGUAAUUAUGAAUUCAGAUAUAAUCAUAGUGGGAAUGUUGUGUUGUCUUGUGUAGUAAUUUUUGGUGUCCUGGUUCCCAAUUUCUGACUGUAGCAGAAUAAAAUUUUGUUGCUUUCAAUAUCUUGCCAGCAUAUUGUCAUGACCCAAUCCUAGAUGGAUAUUCUACUGAGAAGAUUUUGGAUAUAUUAUUUGAUCCAAAGAGCUCAAAAGCUAAUUUUCAUCUAGCACAUUUUGAAUAAAAGGGCAUCUAGAAUUACUAGUAAUAUUAGGUUGUGCAUGAAUAAGGAAAUUUCAAGUGAUGUCAUGUAAAAUUUGUAAAUUGAAAUACUUAAAUACAAACUUGGAGGUAGUGUAUGAUGAGAUUAUCAGGCCAAGGGAUCCUCUUUCCCCUUUUCUUUUUGUUAUUGCUGCAAACUGCUUGAGUCAGCUGUUUCCAAAUGCUGUUUCUUUGAGUUUGUUGGAUGGUUUGUGUAAGGAAGAGGGUGCUUCAGCUGUCUCUCGUCCUCAGUUUGCAGAUAGCGUGCUUGUAUUCUGUUGGGCUAGGCUCGACUUUUUGAUGGUAAUCAAGAGGAUUUUGUAAGUGUUUCCUUUGCCUUCAGGUUUGAGGGUCAACUUUUUAAAAAGCUCUAUUAUUGGCUGAGUGUGGAAUGUA